AGCCUCUUCAGGCCAACGAAAAGUGGAGCUCGAGGAAAUUCAGAGGCAUCCACUGAAUCAAGGCAGAUAGAGGCAAAAAUGACUGCUAGUGAAAGAAAUCCAGGCAACAAGUUGCAGAAAAGCUACUUCGAUGUAUUGGGUCUUUGCUGUUCAUCAGAGGUUCCUUUGAUCGAGAAGAUUCUGAUGCCACUUCCUGGAGUCAAAGAUGUUACAGUUAUCGUCCCAUCCAAAACAGUCAUUGUUGUUCACGACACUCUCCUCAUCUCCCAGGUUCAGAUUGUUAAGGCACUGAAUCAAGCGAGGUUGGAAGCAAAUGUUAGAGUAUCUGGAAGUGGAGGGGGAAACUAUCAGAAAAAAUGGCCGAGUCCAUUUGCAGUUGCUUGUGGUGUUUUACUAGCGCUAUCAUUUUUAAGAUACGUGUUUCACCCCUUUCAAUGGGUUGCUCUUGGAGCGGUUGCUAUUGGUAUAUAUCCAAUAGUUUUGAGAGCUAUAGCGGCGAUCCGCAAUUUCACACUCGAUAUCAACAUUCUUAUGCUAAUUGCAGUCGCGGGAUCCAUUGUUUUGCAUGAUUAUUGGGAAGCUGGAACUAUCGUCUUUUUGUUUACAAUAGCAGAGUGGCUCGAGUCAAGAGCUAGUCAUGAGGCCAAUGUUGUCAUGUCAUCAUUGGUGAACAUAGUUCCUCAAAGAGCUGUAUUAGCUGAAACUGGAGAAGAAGUUAAUGCUGAUGAAGUGGAGGUGAACACUAUUCUAGCUGUGAAGCCCGGAGACAUUAUACCUCUCGAUGGGAUUGUAGUAGAUGGGAAAUGUGAAGUAGAUGAGAAAACUUUAACUGGGGAAUCAUUUCCAGUGGCCAAGCAAAAGGAUUCCACUGUUUGGGCUGGCACAAUCAACCUAAAUGGUUAUAUUAGUGUUAAAGCUACAACGCUAUCAGAAGAAUGUGUGGUGGCUAAGAUGGCAAAGCUUGUAGAAGAUGCUCAAAGCAACAAAUCCAGAAUUCAAAGAUUGAUAGACAAAUGUGCCAAGUACUACACACCAGCCAUUUUGGCUAUAUCAGCUUGUAUAGCUGUUGUUCCGGCUGCACUAAAAGUACAUAAUCGCAAUCAAUGGUAUCACCUGGCCCUGGUUGUUUUAGUAAGUGGAUGCCCAUGUGCAUUUAUUCUCUCGACACCAGUUGCAACAUUUUGUGCACUUUCAAAGUCAGCAACAUCAGGUGUUCUAAUAAAAGGAGCAGAGUAUCUUGAACUUCUGGCAAAAAUAAAGAUCAUGGCUUUUGACAAGACUGGGACAAUAACUAGAGGAGAAUUCAUGGUGACAGAGUUUCGAUCUCUCUUUGAUGGCGUUAGCAUGAACGCAUUGCUUUAUUGGUAA
Molecule: messenger RNA, 1368 nt
Organism: Ilex paraguariensis (yerba mate)
Lineage: Eukaryota; Viridiplantae; Streptophyta; Magnoliopsida; Aquifoliales; Aquifoliaceae
Source: the annotation of a GenBank genome assembly